Lodderomyces theae is the source of this 330-nucleotide messenger RNA. RefSeq lists its product as uncharacterized. The transcript has a single exon. Bases 1 to 330 code for a protein of 109 amino acids. The record is from RefSeq and is a predicted model, not a curated record. NCBI's taxonomy places the organism in Eukaryota, Fungi, Ascomycota, Pichiomycetes, Serinales, Debaryomycetaceae.
AUGGCCAAUCGUCGGUCCCAUGACAGCCACAUAGGAAGCAAGGCAUCCAAUAGUGGCAGCAGUGGCAGCAGUGGCAGCAGCGGAGGCAGCGGAAGCGGCUCACACAAAUGGAUUAAUCAGCUACGGACAUUGCCAUCAAACCCACAAUCAAAAGAUUUCCUCAAACUAGAAUACAUUGAUGUGAACUUGAACAAUUCUCGGAAAUUGAUUACCAAUUUGAACAACUUGACUAAGGAGACUAGUGAGUAUGUCAAAAACCUUGACGUACAAGUGAGUGGAAACUUGGUGCAAUUGAAUCAGGUGGAUAAGGAAUUAGCAUGGUUGGAGUGA